AUGCAAUCGGUGAAGGAGAAAACAAUCAAGCGGGAGUUUGAAGUGAAAGAGGAGGACGUCGUCAAUGACGAUGCAUAUAUCAGUGGCACUUACCACCUGGGUGGAAACGGUUUGAAAGAGAAGGUGUUGAAGGGUAUUUCAGAUGAAGAAGUAUACAAAUUGCAAUUCGAUUGCAUAGAUGAGGCUGAAACAUUUUACAACAUGUUAGCAAAAGUAGCCGGAUUUAGUAUUCGAAAAGAUGAUUUGAAGCGAGACAAGAAUGGAGAUAUAAUAUCUCGAAAGUGGGUGUGUUCUAGAGAAGGACAACGAGCAACAAAGUUUAUUGAAAAUGACAAACGACAACGUGAGCCACGAUCAUUGACUAGAGUUGGAUGUGAAGCUACAUUUCAUAUAGGCUUGAAUAGGAAAGAUGGAAAGUGGAUUGUAAAGGAAUUUAUAGGAGAGCAUAAUCAUAAUUUGGUCGAUGCUAUCAACACACAAUUCCUUCGGUCUCAUCGAACAAUAAGUAAUCCAGAUAAGGCACAAGUUGAUGUUUUGCGUAAAGUAGGUGUUAAAACCACACAAAUUAUGGACUAUAUGGUCAAACAAUCAGGGGGACAUCAACACGUUGGUUUCACACAAAAAGAUAUGUACAAUCACGUUGAUGCAAUGCGUAGAAUUGAAAUUAAAGACGGUGAUGUGGAAGCCGCGUUGGCUUACUUGUGUGGAAAGGCAGAAAUUGAUUCUUCUUUUUUUUAUAAAUUCAACGUCGAUGAAGAAAGUCGACUAACAAACUUGUUUUGGGCUGAUUCAACUGCUCAAAUGGAUUAUGCGUGUUUUGGGGAUGUCCUAGCAUUUGAUACAAUGUAUAGGACAAAUGCCUAUAAAAAGCCUCUAGUAGUGUUGGUUGGUGUUAAUCAUCACCACCAAACUGUGGUCUUUGGUAGUGCGUUAUUGAUAGAUGAAAGUGUUGGUACGUAUGAAUGGGUGUUGGAGAUAUUUCUUAUUGAAAUGAUGAAUAGGAAACCCAUAUCCGUAGUAACUGAUGGAGAUAAAGCUAUGUGUAAGGAAAUUAAAAAAGUACUACCCCAUGCGUGUCAUCGCCUAUGUUCAUGGCAUUUGCAACGAAAUGCAUUCAUGAAUGUGCAUAUUAAGGACUUCACAAGCAUCUUUGCAAGGUGCAUGUUCAUGCGUGGGAGUGCGGAAGAAUUUGAAAAGGUUUGGCAUCAAAUGGUUGAAAAUUUGGGUCUUAAUGAGAAUCGUUGGGUCACCGAGAUUUAUGGGAAACGUAAACAAUGGGCUGAGGCGUAUUUACGUGGAAAAUUCUUUGCAGAGAUGAGAAGCACACAAAGGGCGAUAUUGAGAAUACGGCAAAACGAGGCAAAGGCGGACUUCGAGUCAAACAAUUCCUCACUCGUGCUUUCAACCAAGCUAUCCAUACUUGAAAAUCAUGUUGUGACGGUAUACACGAAAGAAUCCUUCCUUAAAUUUCGGGAGGAGAUGAAGAAUGCAGAGUUAUUCUUUGUGGUAGGCCUUGGAAUGCGAGGGGAGCAUUUGUCGAAUGACCAAUCUGACAUGUAUAUAGAUUAUGGUGAAUUUGGCAAUAUAACAGGAUUUCAGCAAUAUGGACAAACAAUGACAACACCAUGGGAAGGUGGAGAUCUAAACAAAUAUCCAAAUGAGAAAGAUAUGCAACCUUUUUAUUAUUCGUUAAAGGAGUAA
This is a messenger RNA of Vitis vinifera (wine grape), 1701 nucleotides long. Its product is annotated as protein FAR1-RELATED SEQUENCE 5-like. The transcript has 4 exons. Gene Ontology annotation, biological process: regulation of DNA-templated transcription. Bases 1 to 1701 code for a protein of 566 amino acids. The record is from RefSeq and is a predicted model, not a curated record. Lineage: Eukaryota; Viridiplantae; Streptophyta; Magnoliopsida; Vitales; Vitaceae. Gene Ontology annotation, molecular function: DNA-binding transcription factor activity; sequence-specific DNA binding.